Capsicum annuum is the source of this 1589-nucleotide messenger RNA. Its product is annotated as probable mediator of RNA polymerase II transcription subunit 26c. The record is from RefSeq and is a predicted model, not a curated record. Gene Ontology annotation, cellular component: nucleus. The transcript is spliced from 9 exons. Lineage: Eukaryota; Viridiplantae; Streptophyta; Magnoliopsida; Solanales; Solanaceae. Bases 317 to 1381 code for a protein of 354 amino acids.
GAAUAAAAAACAUUAUUCCAAAAAAAUCCCCCAUAUUCUUCUCCCCUAACUUCCUCCCCACGCCCCUACUCCCACUCACCCCACCCCACCCCACCCUCUUCUUAUGUGCUCCUCCCUGUCUGUUUUCUGAAUACGACUCAUAACAUCAUCAAACCCAAAAUAUCCAUAGUCAGAUCUAACAAAAAUGCUCCCCUGUACGUCGUCGUUUCAUUCAAAUUCUUCGCCAUCCUCCAUAGAUCUACUAAUGUAAAUUCCAAAGAGAAUAUAUAUACACAAUACUUAAUUUUCCCGAGAUUUCUUCGUUAAUUUAUUCUUCAUGGAUUUGAAUGAAUUCCGAUUAAUUCUAUCUGAAUCCAAAGUCGAUAUAUGGACGAUGAUUAACGCGGCGAUUUCCGUCGCUGCCGUUGACUUUGCCGAUGAAUUAAAAAAUCGCCGUGACGGAAUUGUUGAGAAACUGUAUUCCACGCGCUCACGGAGCUGUAACAACAACGACGUUGUUAAUGGUCAGCAUAGCUUAGAAGAUAACCGGAGAGUUACGGUGAUGAAUAAGAGUCCGUUAACGUUAACGCCAGAGUCAAAUCAUCGGGAAAAUGAUGAUGAUAAUAAUAAUAAUAGUAAUGAUAAGAAUGAUGAUGAAGAGGAAGAUGUAGAUCCAUAUGGAGGGUUGUUUGAUGAUGAACAAACUCAAAUUCUUACUAUCAAAGAACAACUUGAAGAUCCACAGCUGUCGGAUGAGGAUGUGGUUGAAUUGCUUCAAAAUCUAGCAGACAUGGAUAUUACAUUUCAAGCUCUUAAGGAAACUGAUAUUGGAAGGCAUGUGAAUCGAUUGAGGAAGUAUCCAUCAAAUGAAGUUAGGAGAUUGGUGAAGAUGCUUGUGAGAAAAUGGAAAGAAACUGUUGAUGAUUGGGUUAGGCUCAACCAACCGGAGCAACACGUGUCUGCAAAUCUUAUUGCUGCUGAUGGAGACUCGCCCCAACAGAAUGUACCGAAGAAUCAACAGAACGGUAGUCAUCAGGUUCCUGACUUCACAUACUCACCGAAUCCUAGAAAUGGGAGUUCAAGUUCAGACAGGAAUAAUUCAGAAUCAGAGUACAAGCCUAAACCAGUUCCCCAGCGGAAUGUAACCCCUACUAGACCGCUGCAGUCUGCUCCUAAACCUGCUUCUGCUCCUCCCCCAAGUCGACCACCUCCUCGAGAAUCAGCGAUAGAUCUUGAGAAGUUGAAUUCAGCAAGGCGUCGGCUUCAGGAGAAUUACCAAGAAGCACAAAAUGCUAAAAAGCAAAGGACAAUACAGGUGAUGGAUAUUCAUGAGAUUCCAAAACCAAAGAACGGCUUCUUUGCCAAGAAUAAAGGCGGCUUUCAGGGCAGGCAUCAUCGUUGAUUUUUGUCAGAAAAAAAAACAAAGAAAGCCAAGCCCCCCUUCCUUCUCUGUGUGUACAACAGUAGUACUACUACUGCUCCUCAGCAAUCUUGGUCUUAAAGUUUAAAAACUCUUCUUCUGCAUCUUUUGUGAUAACAGGAUUUUACCUAACUGGGUCAUCCCUGUUACUACUACUACCUUUACCUUUUCAAUCAAAAACAGUUUAGUA